GCCGCCUCCGAUUGGUUGAGCUUGGCCUGUCCUCCUUCGCUGCCGCUCCGAGUUUCGCGGCGCCAGUCCCGCGAAAACGCAGUUUCCCGCCUCGGCCCUCCUGAACAGGAAAAGGAGUGACCCGCCCGCCCAUUUCCGACCUCCGCCUCCCUGCCAGGCCUCGCCAGUCCCGGCCCGCUCGCAUGGAGACGCUCCGGCCGCGGCUGCUGAGGACCUACGCGGGGCCGCGGGAGCAGGGCGGGCCGAGGCUUAGGCGCCUGCCGCCCUCGGCCCCCUGGAUCACGCCCCAGGCGGACCCCCGGCGCCUCUUCAGCACCAGCUCCUCCUCGGGGGCGGCCUCCUCCGCCUUCUCCCUCUCCCGGGACGACGACGACGACUCCGAUUUCCAGCCUCCCAAGAGACUCCCGAGGGCCCGGAGGCAGCAGAAGCGGCAGCAGCCCAGAAGGAAGUGCAAGAAGGGGGGCAAGGAGAACCAGGUCCCACGUGUAGGGGGCAGCAGCAGCAGCCCCGCUUGCAGCACCAGCAGCCCAAGGGCCUUCUUGGCGUCCCCCACCUUGCUGUGGAAGAACGUCACUCGGCGCCCACACCAGAAGAAGAGGGGGAAGCCACUGCCCCUCAUCAAGGCCUGCCUGGGGCGGGGAAGCACGUCCCCACUGCUGUGCAGCAGGCCUGAGCCGCCCCUCUUGACGCCAGUGGCAAAAGAGGGGCUGCUGCAAGAGGGAGAGGGGCUGCUGCGAGAGUGCCCCCUGCAGGGGAGCGGCCCUGUUUCGGACUCUGUUUUGUGCGUCUGCUGCUCUCAGCGUGAGGUCCUGUGGGAGAGUAGCCACGCCCCCCACAAUGCCCUCUCUGAGUUGAGCUUGCUGAAGAUGGAUGGGGACCCAGUUGCUCAGGAGAUGGGGGACAGCUUUGAGCUCUUUUCCAAGGAAGGUCCCACGGGCCUGCAGCUGAAGUAUCCUCGUGAGGUUCCCAGGACGCAGCCUCCACCCUCACCGGUGUCUCAGAUGUACCUCAGCUGGUCUCCUUGCUCACCCAUUGCCUUGCAACCCCCUAACGUCUGGGGCAAGUCAGAAGCAUCCACAGGAAACAGGAAAGGGUUCAAAAUCUCACCAGAAAACUUGGCAUCAUCCACCCCUAACCAGCUGGCAUGCCAUCCUCUUCAAGCUGCUGAUAAAGAUGAUGACCAAGAGCUGCCAGUGCCACCCAAAACAGGCAUGACACCAUCAAUCCCGUCUCAGGGAGCUCUCCAGCUACAAGCCAGAAUCUGCAAUGACAAGAUUGCCCUCUUUUUGCCCAGAGAUCCAACGCCUCUUCCAAGCAAGAGACAGCGGACCUCUGUCCAAAUGGCUGCCAGUCCUGAGAAGGCAGCUGGUGAUCUAAACGGAGAGCUGUCAGAAGAGGGGAGUGACUUCAGCAUUGACCACAGCAGCCCCCAGCAUCAGCCUAUUGUGGUUUUGGACAACCAGGUGGUGCCCAACUGGCUGGCUAGUCAAUCCACCAGAAAGCGGGCCACUGGCCACAGUUCUCAGAAGAAGGGAUACAACUUGCAGUCAGGUUCCUCCUGUGUCCUGCCUGAAAUCUCUGGCACUCAGAGUAACAGUCAGGUGGUCCCCACCUGUAAUCCUGGAGGCACUAUUAAAAAAGCAUGUAUCAGUGGAUUCAGCUGCAGCCGCUGGAGGCCACAAGGAAGAGCUAAGCACAAGAAAAAGGCAGAAUGGAAAGAACAGGCUGAUCCCUCUUUCCUGCAGCAGUGUCUCAAGUGGAAUGAGAAAGAAGAGUAUCUUCCUUUGUCUCUUCUGUCUCCAGACUGCUCCUUGCUCAGGAACUCUUCAUGGUGGCACAGAAUCCGUGCCUCUUUUUCCCUCCAUAAGAAAAAGAAAAUUCUCACUGAGGUGGAAAGUUUCAGUGUCGGCACUGCUAAUACUUCUGUCAAGUCCUCUGUGUCAGAAGCCCCCAAGACCCCCUUCACUCAAAAACUGGGCUAUUCCAUUUGUCCUUCCUCUUCAAUGGUCCUCCUGUCAUCCAUGACCUCUUUUUCGACUCCGGAGGUGACGCUGACAGAUGCUGAAAAAGUGUAUAGGGAAUGCCAGCAGGAGGGACCCAUCUCCUUUGAGGAGUGCAUCCCCCCAGAUAAGAUGCAAAAGUGUGAGAAAGUUGGGGAAGGCGUGUUUGGGGAGGUCUUCAGGUCAGAAGGUGAGAGAGGAGCCGUGGCUUUGAAAAUAAUUCCCAUUGAGGGGAGCGGCCGAGUCAACAGGGAGGCUCAGAAGACCUUCAGUGAGAUCCUACCGGAGAUCAUCAUCUCAAAAGAGCUCAGCCUUUUGGCCGAUGAGGAGGCUAACCAAACUACUGGGUUUAUUAGUCUGUAUUCGGCAUACUGUGUUCAAGGAUCUUACCCUGAGCAUCUCCUGAAAGCCUGGGAUGAAUACCAUAGGCUGAGCGAGUCUGAAAAUGACCGACCAGACUUCUUUCUGGACCAACAGCUCUUCAUGGUCCUGGAGUUUGAGUUUGGUGGUAGCAACCUGGAGAACAUGCGGACCCGGCAGCUGAGCUCCAUGGCUGCGGCUAGGAGUAUCUUGCACCAGCUCACUGCUUCUCUGGCCGUGGCUGAGAAGGCACUCCACUUUGAGCACCGUGACUUGCACUGGGGGAACGUCCUGGUCAAAAAGACCAACCUGAAGGAGUUGAGUUUUACACUGAGUGGGGAAACCCACACCUUUCCCACUCACGGCAUCCUUGUGAACAUCAUAGACUACACCUUCUCCAGGUUGGAGAAAGACGGCCUGACCGUCUUCUGCGACCUCUCCACUGAUGAAGAGGUGUUCCAAGGGAGAGGGGAUUAUCAGUUUGACAUUUACCGCAAGAUGAGAGAGGAGAAUGAGAACAACUGGGCUGACUACUUUCCCCACAGCAAUGUCCUGUGGCUGCACUAUCUCGCAGACAAACUCUUGAAAGAGGUCUCUUAUAAGAACAAGGUUACAACGGCCUCCAUGAGGCAGGUGCAGCAACAACUCCAGCUGUUCUCCAAAGAGGUGCUUGGCUACAGAACUGCCACAGACCUACUGAACUCAAGCACCUUUUUCCACUGACUAAGCUGGGCUUGGGGUUGCAAACUGGGAAAUUUUUUUUAAGGUGCUUUUUGAAACCAUUUAAAAAAUAAUUUGGGAGAGAAGGUGUUGUUUUACUCUCCAAAUGUUUUGACCAUCUUUUGGGAUUAUGCAGAAACAGCAACACUUUUUUCUUUCAAUUGUAUUGGCUUAUGUUUUAAUGGAUUUCAGCCUCAAUGCGUUUUCCCCCAAAACCUGUGAAUUCAACAUUUAAAAGUGUUUGUUUGAAAGCAUUUUAAUCUAAGCCAGGGUUUCUUAACCUUGGGCCCCCAGAUGUAGUUGGAUUACAAUUUCCAGAAUCCCCGGCCACAAAGGCCAUGGGGAUUCUGGGAGUUGUAAUCCAACAAUGUCGGGGGGGGGGGCCAAGGUUAAGAAACCCUGACCUAAUCUUUUCAUUUGUUUUUAGCGUCUUGAAGUUUUCUUGUUUAUUUUGAAAAACAUUUCCAGGUCUUUAUAUCUUACAGUGUUUAUGGCUUAAAUAGCGGCUUAUACAACAAAUCUGUUGUAUUGUUUUUAUGGCUGUUUUUAUAUGUUUUUAACUUGAUGUUUUUUAUUGCUUUUUAUUGUAUGUUUUAAUUUUUGUAAACCGCCUUGGGGUUGUUUUUUUAACGAAAGGCAGUAUAGAAAUGUUAAAAUAAAUAAAUAAAUAAAUUUUAAACAACA
This is a messenger RNA of Hemicordylus capensis (graceful crag lizard), 3764 nucleotides long. RefSeq names its product histone H3 associated protein kinase (gene HASPIN). Gene Ontology annotation, cellular component: cytoplasm; nucleus. Gene Ontology annotation, molecular function: histone H3T3 kinase activity; ATP binding. Gene Ontology annotation, biological process: intracellular signal transduction; mitotic cell cycle; protein phosphorylation. The transcript has a single exon. NCBI's taxonomy places the organism in Eukaryota, Metazoa, Chordata, Lepidosauria, Squamata, Cordylidae. The record is from RefSeq and is a predicted model, not a curated record. The coding region runs from base 183 to 3083 and encodes 966 amino acids.